Messenger RNA from Hirundo rustica (Barn swallow), 3251 nucleotides. It is a transcript of the gene DNAJC18, whose product is annotated as DnaJ heat shock protein family (Hsp40) member C18. Bases 65 to 955 code for a protein of 296 amino acids. NCBI's taxonomy places the organism in Eukaryota, Metazoa, Chordata, Aves, Passeriformes, Hirundinidae. The record is from RefSeq and is a predicted model, not a curated record. Gene Ontology annotation, cellular component: endoplasmic reticulum membrane. The transcript is spliced from 7 exons. Gene Ontology annotation, biological process: cellular response to misfolded protein. Gene Ontology annotation, molecular function: Hsp70 protein binding.
CGCACAAGAUGGCGGCGCGGGGCGGCGGGCGGUGAGCGAGGGGCGGCGGCGGCCGCGGGCCGACAUGACCUACACGGCCGAGCAGCUGGACGGGGUGCGGCGGAUCAAGCGGUGCCGGGAUUACUACGAGAUCCUGGGGGUGAGCCGGGACGCCGGCGAGGAGGAGCUGAAGCGGGCGUACCGCAGGCUGGCCCUCAAGUUCCACCCCGACAAGAACCGUGCGCCCGGAGCCACCGAGGCCUUCAAAGCAAUAGGCAAUGCAUUUGCAGUUCUGAGCAACCCUGAGAAACGGCUCCGCUACGAUGAACUCGGGAGGGACCACGAGCACGUCAGCACUGGCCAGGCCAGGCACUACAAUUACUACACUGAAUUCGAAGCAGACAUCACACCGGAAGAAAUAUUCAAUGUGUUUUUUGGUGGGCACUUCCCUACAGGGAACAUCCACAUGUUCUCCAGUGUAGGCAGAGAUGCUCACUAUUACCCACGGAGGCACCGGGCCGAGAGGGCGUGGACACAGGAGCCAGAGGAGGAGGAACACAGGCCACAGAAUUCAUACUCUGCAUUUAUCCAGCUGAUGCCAGUUUUCAUCAUCAUAAUAGUGUCAGUUAUAACCCAGCUGAUGGCCACCAAUCCACCCUACAGCUUAUUCUACAAAUCGUCCAUAGGCCACGUUGUCAGCAGAGAAACAGAGAACUUGCAGGUGCCUUACUAUGUUGAUAAAAACUUUGAAAAGAAUUAUCAAGGAGCAGAACUUCAAGAGCUGGAGAAAACAGUUGAGAAAGAUUACAUAGACUAUAUUCAGACCAGCUGCUGGAAGGAGAAACAGCAAAAGUCUGAUUUGUCAAAUUUGGCCAAGCUCUACAGAGACGAGCGGUUAAAACAGAAAGCAGAGUCCCUGAAACUCGAGCACUGUGAGAAGCUCUCCAGUCUGAUUGGGAUGCAUAAAGGGGGCUGACCAGGACGCACACGUUCUAUACUUCUAUUUAUUGCUAUUUUAACUUCUGUUUUUAUUUUCCUCCAUGUGAAAAGGGAAGGAGUCUGUUGUAGAGCCUGGAUAUUGGAGUCCCUCUGCAGGCAGUGCAGAAGGGGCCAGCACGAGCUGCAGGGCUGCUGUUUGCUGUAAUAUAUCCUGUACAUUAGAUUUGGUUCCAAGGACCAGUGGCACUUUGCAAAUCCGUUCCCCAGGAGAUGCUCUGAAUUUGGACCCCGUCUGCAUGGGUGGGUUGUCUGCCAUCCAGGCUGUGUGUGCUUCCCAGGAGAGCAGGCUCCUCUCGGCUUCCCCUGGAUCUGCAGCUCCUGUCCCUCCAGGCUGUGCCGCAGAACCGGGGUGGUUCCAGUGCACGAGGAACGGUCCCUGCCUGAGGGGAGCCCCUGAGCGCGUUCCCAGCUCUCCCGCUGUCCCAGUGUCCCUGCUGCUCCAAGGAGGGCUGUGCCCAUCCUGACACCGACACGGGAGUCUGGGAAUUGCACCCAUUCCAGUGUCUGCCAGACCUGGGGCCAUUCCCUCGUCUGUUUCCAGUGGCAUAUUUUGAAGCUGGCUAUUCCAUUCUGGUUUUUAUCUGCACACCCCCCCCAGCUCUCACAGAGUCCUGCAUUUUCUAGUACAGUUCUCAUGUAGCAUAUUUCUACUCUGUUGAGCAGCUAUGAAUGUUUCACUGUAGACAUGAUAUUGCAAAGAAAAAGAUCCAUGUGGCAAUGUCCUGUUUUUUCUUGAUCCUUCUUCACACAGCCAGGCCUUGAAGGGCAGGUUGGUGCUGGGUUGUCCUCGUGAGCAGCAGACCAGUGUUAGACCAGUGUUGCUCCAGCUGAGCGCCGUGAAGCUCCCGAGGCAGUCUGGUGUGUGCCCUGCGUGGAAUGAGCUGCUCUUCCAGGGAAUUCCUGCCUGGGGUGGGGGCUCACAGAGCAGCACUGCUCCCCUCUGACCCUGGCCAUGGGAGCCAGUGACCCCUGAGCAAGGCUCUGCUAUUGCCACAUGCCUGAAACUCGAGUGACACAGGAUGCACAGGUGGCCUUGGCUGAAACCUAGGGAGCAAAUGCUCAAAAGCUUGGGAAAUGCCAGGAUUAAACCUGCCUUUAAAGCUCAGACUGUCCGUGUGAUGGGCACUGGUGCAGUGGUGUGGGAGUCCCACUGGAUGGAACUGGGAAUGUUGGUACCAUAGUGUGUCUCCUCCAUGUCCCUGUCCCAUCCAUACAGCCCUGGAAGGUGUGGCAGGAAAGGAAUCUGGAAAAAAAACUUUUUCUGGGAUCUGCAUGAGGAUUAGGGUUUGGUUUGAGCCCUGGUGCUUCUGCACAUGAGCACUAAACAUCCCAGCUGGGAGGAGAAUAUUCCAGAUACAGCAACAGUGCUGUGGUGGGAUUGUCAUAAAAGGGGGGGAAAUGACAUAGUGACUCUCUAAAUUGCAUUUUUAUGCCCCAUUUGUAGGAAACCUUGUAGGAACAUGAGGAAGUUGAGUAGAAUUUUUGGGGUACCUGGCACAGGAAGAACAUUUUUGAAGGGCUUGGUGUGGAGCAUUCCUAGUGCCAAAGUUUAAGUGCAAGAAUGGGUCAUGAUUCCAGGCUGGUGGCUGGCAGAGCAGGCAGCCUUAAUUCUGGUAUUUCCCACUUUUGAGCACAUGAGUGUACAAAAAGAGAAAAUAAUGUUGCUUUUUAUAUAUUAAAUAGCUUGUAGAAUAUAUUAGAAAUCAAUUUUAGUGGUUGGACUUUGUUUCAGGGUUCGGAUCUUCCCUGUCAUUCCUGUGUGACUGUAGAGGGAUACAGGUAGGGAGACCAAAUCCAGCGACUUCCUGGACUCACAGUGUCCUGCACGGAGCUUAAACUCCUCCAUAGCACUUUGCACUGAAACCAGAUUGUACCUUUCAUCCAAAGAUCUCGAGUACUUGAUGGAGACCUCCUGUGGGAAGCACAGUCAGCUAGGAGGUGCAGGAGGGAGGUAAAAACAUCCCCCAAAGCAAUAAGUGAUUUGUUCCUAACCAGGGUCAGGGUGCUGUGAGGGAGGGCGCGUGGCUCGGGACCUCUGCAGUGACAAACGGGACAAGUUGUGUUUGUCCGGUGCUCCGCAGGAAGAAGGAGAAUCCUCUCUGGAGCCCCCGAUGUGGAAAUGCAUCGCGGUCCUUCUGCAAAGGGUACUUGGGAUUCUUCUUUGUGGGGCUCUUGACGGGAGGAGAGGGUGUUCUGGGUGCACCAAGCGCUUGAACAUGGGUUUGUGUGUGUAUAUAUAUUUAUUUAUUUUUAAAUUAAAGACGUGACAUCGC